GCAGCCACGUCACCAAUUAUUACCUUCCCCUUCUUCUUUCUCCCUCCCUCUCGGGUUCAGGAAAAAGAACCUGAUGACACUUCUCUCAUCAGGAUUCAUAAUCCUUUCUGUCAAAAGUCUCUCUUAUAACCCUCGCCUAGCUCUCCUUCAGCUUCCCCAUAAACACAAAUACCCAAUGUCUUCUUCACUGAAGAAAUCCCCAUCAUCAUCAUCUGUUGUUCGUUUGCAUGAACCUCUCCUUCUUAUGGGCUGCAAAACCAAGCCCUUAUUCAUCUUUCUUUCCCUUAUCUUCUUCGCUUUCUUCCUUUAUUACUUCGUCUCUUUCUCUGUAAUCUCACCACCCCACAUCGCCAUCGCCUUCUUUCCCGCGAACAUCUCCGCGCCUUCGUCGAUCAACGCCACUGCCAAUCUAUCCGAUCACGUGGUGCAGGAGCAAGUGAAUGAACUCUCUCUACAAACUCGUCACGUGUUUCGAGAUUAUGCUAAAUUGAAGUCCGAUUCUGUUCUUUUUCCGGAUUGGGAUGUUCUUGCAGUCGUCUCGCCCGAGACACCGUCGGAUUCUGUGGACGGUUGGUUUUGUUUUUUUUCAACCAAGGAAAAUUCGAAGGCAAGAUUUUCGGGGUUUUUGCCGUUAACUAAUCUGACGACGUUUAAAUGUAAUAUGCCGAAAAGAGUUCGCCGUCAACGGCCGAUUUUUCAACCAGUUUUGACGAAGCAUCCAGAUAAAGAAGAAGAAGAAGAAUCUCUCAUUAGAGAAGCUUCCGCCCGGGAGCUCAUCAGAAACAACUUCUACGUGUACGAGGCGCUUUCCUCGGAGACCGACGUCGCUUUGUUCGGUAAAGGCGUGAACGGACGUCAAGGAUUCAACAGGCCUCCUCACGAGCUACGGUGUCUGUUUGGUGAUAACGGCACUGACACCGCCGUUAGAACGGCCGUAACCAGCUCCGCACAAGAGGUCUUCAGGUGUGCUCAACCGGACUUAACACUGUUUCCCAGUUCCAACAACAACCCAAUCAAAGUCUCCAUAGAAAUCCCGAACGAAAACCUAAUUCUCCCUUCAGUGGUGUACUACACACCUCGUCGCAAGACAGCGGAAACCUCCGAGAAGAAGUCACUAUUGUGCGCAUCGACGAUGGUGUACAACGUGGGCAAGUACUUGAAAGAAUGGGUGAUGUACCAUUCAAGAAUCGGAGUGGAAAAAUUCAUACUGUAUGAUAAUGACAGCGACGACGAUUUGGGAACGGUCGUUCAGGAACUUAACGAACAAGGUUUCAACGUGACAACGUUCCUAUGGCUAUGGCCCAAGACUCAAGAAGCUGGCUUCUCUCACAAUGCAUUAUACUUGAAAGAUUCAUGCAAAUGGAUGAUGUACUUUGACGUUGACGAAUUCCUCUUCUCUCCGUCCUGGUUCAAAGAGCCACAACCAUCGCCUCAUCUCUUACAAUCUCUUUUACCAAAAAAUCCCUCCGUCGGUGAAGUCUCCUUCCAGUGCCACGAUUUCGGACCGUCGGGUCAGACUUCACACCCCGCCGGAGGAGUCACACAAGGGUAUACAUGUUACAGACGAGUCCAACAGCAACGGCACAAGUCGAUUGUAUUACUAGAAGCAGUCGACGAAUCAUUGAACAAUGUGAUUCACCAUUUCGGGUUGAAGACUACGUAUAAAUGGAAACAAAUGAGUUCGAAGUUUGCAGUGGUUAACCAUUACAAGUACCAGGCAUGGUCAGAGUUCAAAAGCAAGUUUCGUAGAAGGGUUUCGGCUUAUGUGGUGGACUGAAGAGAGACGAUGAAUCUGCAGUCGAAUGAUCGGACGCCGGGAUUAGGAGUGGAGCCGGUUGAGCCGAAAGGGUGGAAAGAGAUGUUCUGUGACGUGAGAGAUGAGCGGUUGAAGUUGUUGAACCAGAGAUGGUUUGGAAGUCAAACAGAGAAAGGUCUGAAAAUGGCGUGGGAAAGAUGAUUAAGUGUGCUUAAGUGAUGUAAACCUAGGCAAUUAAAAGAGUUAAAUAUUGGGUCCGUGGUUGAAUCGGGUGUAGAUUUGGUGGAAUAUGAUUGGUAGACGUAGAUACACACAAACACAGGGAAGAUAAACACGUAGAAUAAUGUAGUAUAUUGGGUUUUUAAUAAAUCUGCGUGCGCACAUUUUUAAUAUAUAAAAUUAUUUUAAAUUAAAAAUA
This is a messenger RNA of Mangifera indica (mango), 2174 nucleotides long. RefSeq names its product glycosyltransferase family 92 protein RCOM_0530710-like. The transcript has a single exon. The record is from RefSeq and is a predicted model, not a curated record. Lineage: Eukaryota; Viridiplantae; Streptophyta; Magnoliopsida; Sapindales; Anacardiaceae. Bases 74 to 1777 code for a protein of 567 amino acids.